AUGGAGGACCAUCCGGCCAGUGAAUGCAAUAUGGAGGACCAUCCGGCCAGUGAAGGCAAGAUGGAGGACCAUCCGGCCAGUGAAGGCAAGAUGGAGGACUAUCCAGUCAAUGAAGGUAAGAUGGAGGACCAUCCGGCCAGUGAAGGCAAGAUGGAGGACCAUCCGGCCAGUGAAGGCAAGAUGGAGGACUAUCCAGUCAAUGAAGGUAAGAUGGAGGACCAUCCGGCCAGUGAAGGCAAGAUGGAGGACCAUCCGGCCAGUGAAGACAAGAUGGAGGACCAUCUGGCCAGUGCAAGUAAGAUAGAGGAUCAUUUGGCCAGUGAAGGCAAGAUGGAGGACCAUCCGGCCAGUGAAGGCAAGAUGGAGAACCAUCCGGCACAGUGA
Molecule: messenger RNA, 384 nt
Organism: Odontomachus brunneus
Lineage: Eukaryota; Metazoa; Arthropoda; Insecta; Hymenoptera; Formicidae
Product: transcription elongation factor A protein-like 5
Exons: 1
Coding region: 1-384 (127 amino acids)
Source: RefSeq, a predicted model, not a curated record